Messenger RNA from Astyanax mexicanus (Mexican tetra), 1817 nucleotides. RefSeq names its product apoptosis inducing factor mitochondria associated 2 (gene aifm2). The transcript has 9 exons. Gene Ontology annotation, cellular component: cytoplasm; mitochondrion. NCBI's taxonomy places the organism in Eukaryota, Metazoa, Chordata, Actinopteri, Characiformes, Acestrorhamphidae. The record is from RefSeq and is a predicted model, not a curated record. The coding region runs from base 318 to 1439 and encodes 373 amino acids. Gene Ontology annotation, biological process: positive regulation of apoptotic process; apoptotic mitochondrial changes. Gene Ontology annotation, molecular function: flavin adenine dinucleotide binding; electron-transferring-flavoprotein dehydrogenase activity.
CGGUCCUGUGUACAUUAGCGCAUGCGUAUUAGCGGCAAACAAAACAUAAACACACGUCAUUCACGUGAAUUGUUACAGACUAUUCAGCUGUUCAGAUGUGCGUGUCGGGUUGUACCUGUGAGUUAAAAAUCGUGUGUUUAACAUAUGUGUGUAAUUCCUGUUUUUGAACGGGUUUAACUCCGUGCAGAGUGGAGCAGUGGGGGCCUGGUCUUGUGUAAAGAGGAAGUGAGCGCCAGACUGACCGCCGAGUGGACAGUCACUCCUGUGGGACUGUGGCAGGACCGGAGGGCGUGUCGUAGUUAUAUAGCAUACACACUAUGGGAGGCCAUUUGUCCAUUGAUGAAAGUGUCCAUGUGGUGAUUGUUGGGGGCGGCUUUGGUGGAAUUGCUGCUGCCCAGCACCUGAAACAUCAUGGAGUGCCCUUUAUGCUGAUUGACAGCUUGGAUGCCUUUCAUCACAAUGUUGCUGCACUGAGAGCCUCUGUUCAAAGUGGCUUCGCUCGGCAAACCUUUAUUCCGUACAAAGAGACUUUUGGAUUGAGUUUUCUUCAGGGUCGUGUAACACGAAUAGACACUACCGAGCAGUAUGUUGUGCUUGACAGUGGAAAGGAAGUUCGAUAUUCCCACCUUAUCCUGUGCACGGGUACAGGCGGACACUUUCCUGGCAAACACAAUUCUGAGGAUUCCUACAAGAAAGCCAUUGAGAAGUAUGAAGACAUUGUGAAAGAGAUCCAGGCAUCAGACUCUGUUCUUGUGGUUGGAGGUGGAGCCACUGGGUUGGAAAUGGCUGCUGAGAUUAGGACAGAAUAUCCAAACAAGAAGGUGAUUCUUAUCCACUCUCGUGAGACCCUGGCUGACCCAGAGCUGCUCCCCAGUGUGAGAGAGCAGGCCAAACAGGUGCUGCUGGAGAAGGGAGUAGAGCUGUUGCUCGGACAAAAAGUGUCAAACCUGAGUGAGCUGGAAUUCAGUGUGUGUCGAAAGGGCACAGUGGUGAAGACAGAUAAGGGUGAAGAGUUCACUGUUGAUCUUGUUGUUUGUUGUACGGGGAGCAAGAUCAAUGCGGAUGCUUAUAAUUCCAGUUUAGGUGGAUGUAUGGCAGAGAACAAUGCCCUAAAAGUAAAUAAUCACAUGCAGGUGGAAGGCUUUACCAAUGUAUAUGCUGUGGGAGACUGUGCUGAUGUCAAAGAACCCAAGAUGGCCUAUCAUGCUGGUCUCCAUGCAGCAGUAGCUGCUACCAAUAUAAUUAACAGCCUGUCUGGAAAGGCAUUGAAAUCAUACCACACAGGAAAUGUGACGAUGCUGUUGGCGAUGGGCAGAGAUGAUGGAGUGGGUCAGUUUAAUGGCUGUAAACUACCUCGUUUUGUAGUCGUCAAAGGAAAGAGUCAGGGUUUGCUGCUGUGGAAGAGCUGGAGGGAAAUGGGACAGAAAGCUCCUAGCUAGAAGGUAGAUGCAGGUACAGCCUAUGUAUAAGCUACACCUAAACACGCCAACUCAACCCUCAGAGCAUGCUGCAUCAUGUACAGCAAAGCUGUAAUUGUUUACAGAUAAAAGUUUGAGUAUUUACAGAAUUUCAACUGUGUAACAGUUUCAUCUGUAAAAACAAUCAUCGAGUCUACUGUUUGAAAUGAAAUCCGGAACAAUGAAGCUAUUUUAUAUGAACAUUUUUAAUAUUUUACAUGUGAAUAGAAUACGAUUAUCAAAAUAUGUUGCUUAAGACAUAGUCAGAGUUGUCAGAAUGUGUUCAUUACAUGGUGCUGUAUUUUCAUGCUGUUCAAAAGGCAGAUGAUUGCCAAAUAAAUAUCAGAUAUUGCUGAGUAA